AUGUCUGGAAAUCCAGCCAACUGCAAGAUCUGCUUCAGCCCGAUGCCGUCCACGACAGUUCCCACGCUGCAGCCUUGCGGUGACAAGGGCAUCCACGAAGUCUGCUGGGCCAAGAACACGCGCGACGGCACCGAGAAGACGGUACUGUGCCCGGUCUGCGGUAGAGAGGUGGACGUGUCGUGGGGAGAAUUGGCUCGUCAUAUGGGGUUCCGUUUUGAUAAUUGGAGGUAUACGCUGCCUGCGAAGCAGAGGUUGGGCACCUGA
This is a messenger RNA of Tricharina praecox, 264 nucleotides long. RefSeq lists its product as uncharacterized. The record is from RefSeq and is a predicted model, not a curated record. The coding region runs from base 1 to 264 and encodes 87 amino acids. Lineage: Eukaryota; Fungi; Ascomycota; Pezizomycetes; Pezizales; Pyronemataceae. The transcript has 2 exons.